GUGCAGAAAGGUUGCAUUUGAACCCUUUAUAAAAGCUGCCAACGGCGAUGCUCACAAGUUCGAGCCAACUUGUCCACUCCAGGUCGACAAACUGCCAACAUCGCCAGCAUCGCCAGCAUCUGUCCAGCAUCUGUCCAGCAUUCUCCAACACAAAAGCCAUGAUGGGUGUCAGAGGCCAGGUAGCCCGGCAUUACCUCCCUUGCUGGGGUCUUGCCCGAGCCUUGUGUUGCUUCUCAUCCAACGCGUUCAUCGCCCUCUUCGUCCUCGUCUCUCUGUCCAGCGCUGCCGUCGUCACCACCUCCAGCAUCCACACACCGACAGGAGGGUCGUGUGAGCCGAGCCUAGGCUCCAUGGAGAUCCGCUACAAGAACUGCACGCCCAUGGUGGUGCCGGUGUUGGCGUGCACCGGACGCUGCGAGUCGUACGCCAGGCCGGACCCCAACAACCCCAUCGUCCUGCAGCGGGACUGCCAGUGCUGCAGCGAGCUGGAGCGGGUAGAACGCUACGUGCGUCUGCGCUGUCCGUCCCCCAACGACCCGCAUCAAGUCGAGCUUUACCGCUUUCCACUCAGUUUUCCACGUAACUGUGCCUGUCGUCCCUGCUCCUCCUAAACUAUCUACCCACCCACCACUCUCUCUAUCUCUCAACUCGACUGACCUCGCCUACUUCUGAAGAAAACG
Pomacea canaliculata is the source of this 680-nucleotide messenger RNA. RefSeq names its product bursicon-like. NCBI's taxonomy places the organism in Eukaryota, Metazoa, Mollusca, Gastropoda, Architaenioglossa, Ampullariidae. The transcript has 2 exons. The record is from RefSeq and is a predicted model, not a curated record. Bases 48 to 611 code for a protein of 187 amino acids.